Messenger RNA from Dracunculus medinensis (Guinea worm), 321 nucleotides. The record is from the annotation of a GenBank genome assembly. Lineage: Eukaryota; Metazoa; Nematoda; Chromadorea; Rhabditida; Dracunculidae.
AUGGAGAUCGCUUGUCGACACUCAAGGGAUAUCCAAAUCAGUCUAGAGCAUCGUUUCACAGAUCUUGAAUACGCUGAUGAUAUAAUUCUUUUUGUUGACAGUUAUAACGAAAUGCCAGUAAAGCUAAAUAACAUAUCAGAAACUGCAGCAAGAAUUGGACUCAGGGUCAAUGUACAAAACGAAACGAAAGUCUUUUCGUCUUAUGUACAAGAAGCUGAUAAAAUGCGUCUUUUUUUAAAUUCAUUGCCGGUCGAGGAAAUGCCCGAUUUUAAAUACUUUGGGUCCACUCUAGUACCAAAUGACCAAAAGACGAUAUUAUAA